UUUGUCCUUCAAAACCUUCCAUUUCUGGGUGUCAAAGUUCAGUCUGGUUUUCUUGCUGGGUUUGAAGAAUUUCAGCUUUUUUAAUUCAAAGUUGAAAGCUUUUAAUGAAUUGAGCAGAAAUUCGAAGUGGGUUUCUCCUGAUUUCUUGAGGAAAUAUUUCUGAUAAGCCAAAAAAAAAUUCAAGGGUUGAAAAAACAGGGAAAGCUUUUAGGGUUUAAGGAAAUGGAAGCAAGAGAAGUAGUAGUUAGUAGUGGUGGUGGGGUUACGGUGGUGGGAUCCGAUGCUCCGUCGGAUUACCAAAUUUCUCACAGGUCAGAUCAUUCUAACUCUGCCGCUCCUCCUGGAUCAGCCCAAUUCCCUCCGCCGCAGGCGGUGGUCGGAGCCCCGCCGCCGAUGUCGGCGGGGAUGCCCGUCAAAAAGAAGAGAGGGAGGCCAAGGAAGUACGCCCCUGACGGAAGUGUGCCCAUGGCUUUAUCACCCAAGCCGAUCUCCUCUGCCGCUCCGGCGCCUCCGCCGGUGAUAGAUUUCUCCUCCGAGAAGCGCCCUAAAGUGAAAUCGGUCACCAAGAAAUACGAGCCACCUCCUCCACCACAGCAGCCACAGGCGCAGGCAGAGAACUUCGAAUAUGCACCUGCUGUGAAUGAUUGGGUCGCAUGCUCUGCUGGCGCUAAUUUCACUCCUCAUAUCAUCACUGUAAAUGCGGGCGAGGAUGUUACGAUGAAGAUCAUAUCCUUCUCUCAACAAGGUCCUCGUGCUAUAUGUAUACUCUCUGCCAAUGGUGUCAUCUCCAGUGUCACCCUUCGUCAGCCUGAUUCUUCUGGAGGUACACUAACUUUUGAGGGGCGCUUUGAAAUACUAUCCUUAUCUGGGUCAUUCAUGCCUACUGAUACAACGGGAGGGACAAGGAGCAGAUCUGGCGGCAUGAGUGUUUCGUUGGCAAGUCCAGAUGGACGAGUUUUGGGUGGCGGGGUCGCUGGUCUGUUAGUAGCUGCAGGUCCAGUUCAGGUCGUGGUAGGCAGUUUUCUGGCGGGGAAUCAGCACGAGCAGAAGCCAAAGAAGCCAAAACCAGAUUCCUUCACCAUAACAACAACAACAACCACAACCAAUGCCAUUCCCAUCUCAGUCGCUGAUCCUAAAUCUGGAAUCACAUCGACCUCGUUCCGAGGAGAUACGUGGUCUUCUAUUCCAGCCGAUUCGAGAAGUGAACAAGGCAAGAUUAACAUGACAGUACAUGCAGGAAUGCACAUGGAGCUUCUUCUUCUGAAGCCCAUUUCAGUGAUCUUGAUCUUGUGUUUGCUGGCUGCUGUUCUGCUUUCAACCUUGUCCUCACCUGUCUUCCUGCUUUCCCUGUUCAAUAGCAUGGUUCUGGCCAUUGCUGUUGGGAGCAGCAGCAGCAGGAACUCGUAUGAGGAGCACGUCGAUGGUGGUGGUGGUGGUGGUAUAUGGAGCUCGUUUCAGUCUUCAUCUUAUGGAGGAGCUGGGGAUGACUAUUUGUGUUAUGCUGCUGUUAGGAAUGAUGAUGAGGAUGAUAUGUCUUGUGAUGCUAAGGAUGGGGAUGAUAGUGAUAGUGAAAGCAAAGAUUGUUGCAAGGAGGAAGAUGAUGAGGUGUUGGAACAUGGCUAUGACGAAGAUGACGAUGAUGAUGGGAGCGAUGGCGAGGUUGGGUGGCUAGAUGAGGGAGAUUGUGAGGAAGAAGAAGAGGAAGUGGCAGUAGUGGAUGAUGAUAAGUAUCAUAGGCUGUAUGAGGUUGAUGGUGGAGAAGUGUUGGAUUACAAUUUGGAAAAAAGAGCUGAAGAGUUUAUUACAAAGGUUACUAAAGGAUGGAGAGAUGAAUUGUUAAGGGAUCAUCAUUCAUCAGACAGAGCAAUGGGAAAUGGUUUUGAUUGA
Molecule: messenger RNA, 1887 nt
Organism: Linum tenue
Lineage: Eukaryota; Viridiplantae; Streptophyta; Magnoliopsida; Malpighiales; Linaceae
Source: the annotation of a GenBank genome assembly